Fusarium coffeatum is the source of this 1131-nucleotide messenger RNA. RefSeq lists its product as uncharacterized. The record is from RefSeq and is a predicted model, not a curated record. Gene Ontology annotation, biological process: protein import into peroxisome matrix, docking. NCBI's taxonomy places the organism in Eukaryota, Fungi, Ascomycota, Sordariomycetes, Hypocreales, Nectriaceae. Gene Ontology annotation, cellular component: peroxisomal membrane; peroxisomal importomer complex. The coding region runs from base 1 to 1131 and encodes 376 amino acids. The transcript has 2 exons. Gene Ontology annotation, molecular function: signaling receptor binding.
AUGAGCGACUCCGAUUCCAAUCCCGCCAUCCCAAGCUGGCAGAAGGCGCAGUCAGACGAAUCCGAUAGUCAAAAUACCGACCCGGCGCCGACUCCGUCCACAAGCACCUCAACAUCAGAAGUCGAUGCACCGGCAGUCGAAACAACAGAAGAAGAGACAACACAGUCGGAUGAUGCUUCGGACAAUGGAGACAAACUUGAAGUUGCACGACGCUUCCUCGAGAAUGAUGCUGUGCGCGACGCGCCUCAUGAGAAGAAAGUUGAAUUCCUCAAGUCCAAAGGAAUCGACGAGACGGAGAUAAACGCGCUUCUAGGCCAGGAAGGCUCUUCAGAAGAAAAAGAGUCCUUCUUCGGCUCAGAAACAGCCAGCUCUUAUGCACCAACGCCUACCGAGACUCUCACCUCAUCGACAUCCUCCCAACAACCAUCGGUCGAUCGCCCUCCAAUCGUGACAUACCCCGAAUUUCUCGCAAACUCCCCUCGCCCUCCUCCUCUCGUUACCAAAGAGCGUCUCUUCAACGCUCUCUACGCCGUAACUGGUAUUUCUACUCUUGUCUAUGGUACAAGUCGCUACGUCAUCCAGCCUAUGGUUGACAGCCAGGCCGAAGCUCGUACGGAAUUUCAUGACCUGACCUCUAAGAAGCUCGAUGCAUUGGUUGCAAAACUCGAGAAGACUGUCUCUGAAGUCCCACCAAAGAACCCCGUAACCACAGUCGAGGAGGAAAGUGAUGCUGAAGACCCUACAGAAAUGUUCCAUCGAGACAUGGGCACGCAGACCACAUUCCCUAUAAGCUCCGUGACAGCUCUUAAAGGCUCUACAAGUAAUGAAUCGCCUGCCAAUCACAACGCCAACCAACUCGCCAGUUUGAACAAGACGCUUUCUAGCCUGAAAGAUGAAUACCGUUCUCAGAGUGAGGGGAUGGAUAAGAUUAAGAGUGCUGUUGAUGUGUUGCGCGAUGAUCUUGACACCUUGACGUAUAUGGCCUACCCUGAGCAAAAUAAUGGCUAUGAUUUGUACGGCCGCUCACGCAAGCCUGAGCCUGACGAUGAGAUUCGCAAGGUGAGGGACAGCAUCCGACGUGUCAAGGGUGUCUUACUCAGCACAAGAAACUUCCCUGCUUCAGCACGAUGA